Messenger RNA from Silurus meridionalis, 2974 nucleotides. RefSeq names its product tubulin tyrosine ligase-like family, member 11 (gene ttll11). Gene Ontology annotation, cellular component: cilium. The record is from RefSeq and is a predicted model, not a curated record. Gene Ontology annotation, biological process: microtubule cytoskeleton organization; protein polyglutamylation. Lineage: Eukaryota; Metazoa; Chordata; Actinopteri; Siluriformes; Siluridae. Gene Ontology annotation, molecular function: tubulin-glutamic acid ligase activity; tubulin binding. The coding region runs from base 239 to 2278 and encodes 679 amino acids. The transcript has 10 exons.
GACCAAAACAGUCGCGGUGAAUGUGGUGACAGUGGAGGUGCUUUGGGACGUGCACUGUUUUCUAGCACGAGGAAAUCAAGAAGCUUUUCUACCUUUCUAACGGGGAUUUUGAUGUUUUAUUCGUUAUUAAUUCGGUAUUUUAUUCCGAGAUUAAAGAGAACAUCAUGGUGAGGAGGAUGAACUGUUUAACGGAAUAGCAGAGGCAGAAAUAGCAGGCUUAUGCGCGAGCUGAGACACUAUGACUGAUCACUAUGAGAAGCCCAACGUGCACGAGCAGAUGGAGGCGCGCGCUACCGGGCAUUUGCCGGCGUGUUCACCGGCAUCCGGUUCUCGUGCUCCAGAAACCACCGGCACGUCCGAAAAGAGCUGUGGAAAAGUUAAGGGCAAACCAAUAACCGGAAUCGUGAAGCGAGGCCCCGAUCUGGUGGCUCGGAGCAAGGCGCGCGCAUGCGCUCCCGGCGCCGCCAAGGGCGCACGACGGCACGCGCUGACCCCCGCCGGAAGUCCGUGCAAAGCCGCGGAGGAUGAGGACGCGACCAGAGGUGCAAGAAAUCCACGAUCGGUCACGGUGGACACGUCCAAAGCCAAAACGUCCCUGGAGGCGCUCAAGCUCAGCAUCAGACAACUCAAAUGGAAAGAGUUUCCAACAGGCAGACGGACUGCAUGUGAUAUUUACUGGCAUGGUGUCUCCUUUCAUGAUCAUGAGAAUAUUGUUUCAGGGCAGGUCAACAAAUUCCCAGGAAUGGUAGAGAUGUUGCACAAGAUCAACCUAAGUCGUGCCGUACGCACCAUGCAGCAGCUUUUCCCGGAAGAGUACAACUUUUACCCUCGCUCAUGGAUCCUGCCUGAGGAGUAUCAGCUGUUCUCCACUGAGAUUCGGCUGUUGAAAGACAGCGACUCCAGCCUGAAACCCACAUUCAUUGUCAAACCCAACUCCGGCUCCCAAGGCGACGGCAUCUACCUCAUCCGUGACCCUGCUGACCUCCGGGCCAUCUCAGGAUCACAAGUCAAGCAGGCGGUGGUUCAAGAGUACAUUCAGAAACCGCUCCUCAUCGACAAGCUCAAGUUUGACAUUCGCCUUUACGUUCUUGUACGUUCUCUGGACCCUUUAGAAAUCUACAUCGCUAAAGAAGGCCUUUCUAGAUUUUGCACAGAACUGUACCAGGAACCGAGCCAGAAAAACCUCAAUCAUGUGUUCAUGCAUUUGACGAACUACUCGCUGAACAUUCAAAGUGGCAAUUUUGUGCACUCGGACAGCUGCAGCACAGGGAGCAAGCGCACGUUUUCCAGUGUCCUUUAUCGUCUCGCCUCUAAAGGAGUUGACAUUAAGAAGCUUUGGUCAGAUAUCAUAGCGCUGGUUAUCAAGACAGUUAUUGCACUUGUACCUGAAUUGAAGGUCUAUUAUCAAGCUGAUAUACCACCAGGCAAACCAGGACCUACUUGUUUUCAGAUCCUGGGCUUUGACAUCCUGUUGAUGAAGAACUUAAAGCCUGUUCUCCUGGAGGUCAACGCCAAUCCGAGCAUGAGGAUUGAACAUGAACAAGAGGUAUCGCCUGGUGUUUUUGAGUAUGUACCUAGUCCAGUGGACGAGGAAGUCAAAGUAGGUGUCAUCAGGGAUACACUCCGCCUUAUGGAUCCAGCCCAGAGGAAGCCAACCACAACUUCAGAAGAAGCCAUCAUCGUGGAAGCCGGAUCGGAUGAAAAGGCAGAGCUUGUCGAUUCACUUCCGUCUCUGUGUCUCAAACAAGUCUUUCCGAAGUACAUGAAGCAGUUCAACUAUUUGCGAAUAUUAGAGCGAAUCGCAGACAUUUUCUUGCGCUUCCUUGGGGUCAAAGGAACCAUGAAACUCGGCCCGACCAGCUUCCGCACUUUCAUCAGGAAUUGCAAGCUGAGUAACAGCAGUUUCACCAUGGCCUCAGUGGACAUCUUGUACAUCGACAUCACUCGCCGCUGGGCUGGUGCACUUUCUGACUCCAGAGAAGCUGGAAUGGGACUGCAGGCCUUCGUGGAGGCGUUUUUUUUCUUAGCCUCACGCAGGUUUAAAGCAUCACCGCUGAAGGAACAAGUGCUCUCGCUGCUGGAGCUGUGUGAAACCACGCUCGAGGGGGAGGGACAAGCCGAGAAGCCACGCCCUUCGAAACCCCACCCCGGUUUCAAUUCUGCUCACGUUCCAAGCGCGUUCAAUUCCCCUGCCAGCACUCGCCGUCGUCAGGCGCUGCAGCCUUCUGGGAAAGGGAACGUAGAGACCUGGGAGGCUGACCCACGCACCGCUACUUAAAACAGGAAGCAAUAAUAGAGGGGAAAAAUUCAGAGGGCCGGCGCUGUCUCUUUGUGGAAGAUAUUUCAUUAAUAUUUUAUGCAUGGCAUUAUUCAAAAAUCACAGUGCCCUCAACUAAUAUUGGCCGCCUUAUUAAAUAUGAGCAAAGACGCCUGUGAAAAUCUUGAUCCGCUCAUGGAUACCAAGCAAUUGCAAACAUAACACCUAUCUUUGUUUAAUAUUUGUGUGCCACAAUUAUUGCCACCUUGAAUUCGAUUAUGUAGAAAAUAUCUAAAGUAUAAUCCCAUUGAUAUUUUACAUUUGAUUUGUACAACUAGAUAGCAAGGAAUAAAGCUGUGAUGUGUGACAGGUUUUGACCAAAUGGAAAAGUAACCAUAAGAAGAUGUCAGAAGCAUUGAAAACAGCCAUUUACCACCAUCAGAGCAAAUUAAGAAGUUGGAUUGUACUGGAAAUGAUACGAAGCAAGCUGAAAAGAACACGUGUCUGUAUUAUCUCAACACCCUGUGAAGAAAUCUGCAAAGAACUGCUGACGUUGAGUCGGAAAGCCUCCAUAACUACAAUGUCAAGUCUAGUUUAUUUCUCUAUUUCUCUAUUUUCACAACAGACAUUGUGUCAAAGCAGCUUUACAGAAUUUAAGAGUUAAUGUGAAUGGUCUGUAUUUAUCCCUAAUGAGCAGCCAUGGCAACUGUGGCAAGG